This is a messenger RNA of Salvelinus fontinalis (brook trout), 1666 nucleotides long. RefSeq names its product chloride intracellular channel protein 1-like. The coding region runs from base 495 to 1001 and encodes 168 amino acids. The record is from RefSeq and is a predicted model, not a curated record. Lineage: Eukaryota; Metazoa; Chordata; Actinopteri; Salmoniformes; Salmonidae. The transcript is spliced from 7 exons.
UGCCUGACCCGAUGAGCACACAACCGACAUUUAAAUAUCUUCAUGUACAGUAAGUAGGCUGCAUUAGAAAAUGAAACUACUCAAUAUCGCGGUCUGGCGGCCUUUGGGCUAGUACAGGUGCAAUUCCUUCCACGUUGUGUAGGCUUAUUUUUUUUAUUUAAUAACCCAAAUUGCAUAGAUGUCCUACUAUAGACUAAUUGUCGGGGAAAUGUAAUUACACCUUCCCUUCUUAUCCCUUCUCUUUUCCACAUCUCUCUCUCACGUACACGCACAAUCGGUGGAGUUGAGUUGGCUAGGUUAACGGAGUACUAAACAUCACUUGUUGCUAGUUGAGUGUUGGCUUGUACGGGGACCUUCCACCAUCAGGAAAUGGAGGAAUGAGUGUGUAGCGAGCAACCCAGAGGGAGGGGAAACUGACAAGACGUUUACUGCAAGUCCCACACAUAACGUGAGCGAGGUCUUCCAAUUCCAGCGGCAACACUUGAAACAAAAAGAUGAGUGACGAAGAUAGACUUCAAGUUGAACUUUUUGUGAAGGCAGGCAAUGAUGGCCAGAGCAUUGGCAACUGUCCAUUCUCCCAGCGUCUCUUCAUGGUGCUGUGGCUCAAAGGAGUCACUUUCAACGUCACCACCGUGGACAUGAAGAGGAAACCAGACAUCCUUAAGGACCUGGCCCCUGGCGCUCAGCCCCCCUUCCUGCUCUACGGGACGGAGGUGAAAACCGACACCAACAAGAUAGAAGAGUUCCUGGAGGAGAACCUGUCCCCUCCAAAGUACCCACGCCUGGCUUCCAGGAACCCUGAGUCUAACACAGCCGGCCUAGACGUGUUCUCCAAGUUCUCGGCCUACAUCAAGAAUUCAAACCCCCAGCUCCAUGACAAGUCCCUGACUUGCAACACCAGAUCACCAGCCUUUGUCUGUUUGGUUCAACUACAACAUGUAGCACCUCCAAGUCCAACUGCUACAGCAGACAAGCAGUGUUCAACAUCAGUAGCAUCCUGAGCAUCACGCGCAAGAGCUACAUGGCCACAGCUUCCUGUAACACCACAUUCACUGCAUUAUUAGGAGUCGGCUACACCAUCUCACAAACCUGCUGCAGCACCAACCUGAGCAACGUGGCAGGCUGCCGGAGCCAUCCAACUAACUCUCACCGUGGCCCUUGGUGCCACCCUGUUGGCCAUCUGGCCUUCGCCGUGACAAACUAUUCACAAUAAGGACACCUCCUACAUAGGUUUCCAUUGAAGGGUGUUAUUGUAGGUUGUAGUUCUUACAUACACAAUGUAUUGAAAAUGGUUUAUUCUGGAAAAGACUACAAUGUUUAUUCAGGCUAGUUUCACUAAGCUUAAGUUCCAAGUACCAUUUCAAACUGGUUUUACUUCUAGGGCCUAGAAUACACAACAUCCUACAACAGCAUCGGUAUGAACAGUUAAUCAAUGUAUGUACUUUACUGUAUUUACAUUUGGAACACGUCAGAGUGACUAUUCACUUUUUAGUGGAAUAACUUCUUCUCAACCAUGUCACUAUUAAUUAUCAUCAUCAUACGUAAGUGAGUUUCCCCAUUGAGUAUGUACCCCUGUACUCUUUUAUAAAGAUAACCUUUCUAUGUAUGCUAUGUGCAAUACAUAAUCAUACCAAAUACACUUUCAAAAAGAUCUGCUACUACGAGA